Molecule: messenger RNA, 1935 nt
Organism: Adineta ricciae
Lineage: Eukaryota; Metazoa; Rotifera; Eurotatoria; Adinetida; Adinetidae
Source: the annotation of a GenBank genome assembly
AUGGAACGAAAACGCUUGCAACAGCAACGAUUGAAACAACAGCAGCAAGAACGGUUUUGUGUAAGUCAACAAGAUCUCACCGAAGCAAUUGCUCGGAUGAAACCAGCACGACGUGCGACACAUACGAAUCUCUUGAAUGUCUCAUCACCAUCAUCAACUGUAUCGUUAUGUUCAGUGGAAACGUUAACUGUUCCGUCAGUUUCGGAAUUAAUUAAAGGCUACGAAGCACGUGCGAGUUCAACGCCUUAUGUAAGCGCUCAAGACUUUCUACCGAUAGAUAAUAUUGUUGCUACCGACCGAGUAGAAUCUAAUUGUGGCCAUCCUACAAAAAAUAUCAAGGUUAAUAAUAACGACGACAAUAUUUCUUCUUCUUCUUCUCCGCCUUCUACUUCUAACAAUAAUAAUCAAACACUUACAGAAAAAAUACAUCAAGAUCAAGUCACUGGAGAUAGAGAACAAGAGGCAACAAAGAAAGAACAAAUACAUCAAACAUUGGAUAACGAUCGUUAUAAUAAACGCGAGCAAACGUCAUCCACCUCGUCAUCGUAUUACAGCAUUCAAAGUGCUCAGCAGCCGGUAGCGAUGUUAACACGUACUCGAAGUCAAGAGUCCGCAAAUUCCAAACGACAAAAUCGAUGUUUUAGUGAAGUACUUAACAAAGAAACGGAGCUCAAUAAUGCUCUAGCUGAUUUAAUAUCAUUAUCUAAUGAUGCGAAUACAUCCUCGUCUGUGUCUUCGUCAUCGCGAUCAUUAGCAAAUAUGUCGCAACAACGGCGAGCUUCGAGUGUGAAUGAUAACAGCAAUAGUAUAUCAUCAAGCAUUGCUCUGUUAAACAAUCUACUGGAAACAUUUGAAUUAGACAAUGAAGGAUAUAAAAGUCAACUAUCGAAGAAAACCAAUGUCGAUUCCACGAAAGCGAACAAUAAGUUUUGUUUUAUGACAUCGGAUAAUGUAUGCGCAAAUUGUAAACAGUCGUUUGCGAUAAACGAACAAAUUAUUAAUGCCGCUGGCCAAAUUUGGCAUACACAAUGCUUUGUGUGUGCUCAAUGUUUUCAACCUUUCGAAAAUGGAUUAUAUUUCGAACACGAUGGUCGUAAAUAUUGUGAACGAGAUUUUCAAAUGCUAUUCGCACCAUGCUGUGCUGAAUGUGCACAUCCAAUUGUCGGUCGAGUUAUCCGAGCCAUCCAAAAAUGUUUUCAUCCCGAUUGUUUUCGCUGUCAUGUAUGUCACAUACCGUUACUUGAGAUUGGCUUCUCGAAAAACAAUGGAAAAGCUUUGUGUCGGGAAUGUCAUCUGAAAGAAAAACAGAAAGAUCCGACCUUUUCUCAACCGAUCUGUUCAACAUGUCAGCAAGUCAUCGAAAGUAAAUAUAUCAAAUACAGAGGUGAAUGUUACCACGCCUAUCAUUUUCAAUGCACAACUUGCCGUGUGGAAUUGGAUGAAAAUGCUCAAGACGUACGUGGUUUAUUGUAUUGUCAAGCAUGUUAUAAUAAACUUGAUUUACCUGUGUGUGCGGCAUGUCGACGUUUAAUUGAUGAUCGAGUUGUCAGUGCUCUGGGAAAACAAUGGCACGUCGAGCAUUUCUGUUGUGCACGCUGUGGUCAAGCGUUUCUCGGCAAUAAACAUUUCGAACACAAAGGUUUAGCUUAUUGUGAAACAGAUUAUCACUUUCUUUUCGGUUCGUCAUGUUUUAUUUGCAGUCGAGUGCUUGUCGAUGGAGCUUAUGUUGCGUGUAAUAAAAAGUAUUGUGUGGAUCAUUUUGCUUGCUCAACAUGCGAAACACAAAUGAAUGAGAAAAGUAAAUUUUACGAUGUUGAUGCCACACCGGUUUGCAAACCAUGUUACGGCAAACUACCAUCGGAUAUUCGAAAAUCGUUAGAACAAAAUCAGAAAAAGAAGCCGUUAUCAUCGAUUUUGAAACAAACGAUUGUUUAA